Molecule: messenger RNA, 813 nt
Organism: Pantherophis guttatus
Lineage: Eukaryota; Metazoa; Chordata; Lepidosauria; Squamata; Colubridae
Source: RefSeq, a predicted model, not a curated record
AUGGAAAGCCCUGGAAGUGAGCAGCCCCUGGAAACUAUGCAGAGGGGGGAACACUUUGGCCAAAGGUCCCCUCAGAGGAAUCUAGGGAGACACUCCAAAUGUUCUGAAUGCGGGAAAUCCUUUGCUUACUGGUCCCUCCUUUUGAUCCACCGGAUGCUGCAUAAGGGGAAUGGAUCCCACCUGUGUUUUCUAUGUGGAAACUCCUUUCCUGGAAUGUGGAGCUUUGCCAAACAUCUCCGGAGCCACCCUGGACUGAAGCCUUACAAAUGCGGAGAGUGUGGGGAACGUUUUGCUAAAGGCUCGGACCUUGGAGCUCAUCAGCGAAUCCACCAGAAAAAGAGAUCUCAGGAAUCCAGGAAGAGCUGGGGAAGAUUUCCUGAGAGACGGCGUCUUUCUAGGCCUCAGAACAGCCAGGCUGAAGAGAAGCCCUGCAAGUGUGUGCAAUGUGGGCUGUGCUUUCUUCAAAACUCAGAGCUGCUUAAACAUCAGCAAAUCCACACCAGAGGGAAACCCUAUCAAUGUCUGGAGUGUGGGAAAUCUUUCCAUUAUAAACAAUUAUUUAGAAAACAUGAGAAAAUUCACACAAGGCAGAGACCUUAUAAAUGCUUUGUGUGUGGAAAAUGUUUCACUCGGAGUUCAUCUCUUUGGAAACAUAAUAAAACACACACAAAGGAGAAAAGAAAAAUGUGCCUAGAAUGUGGGAAAACUUUUUCCAGCAAAUCAUGCCUGCUGAAACAUCAGAGAAUUCACACUGGGGAAAACCCUAUCAGUGCCCAGAAUGUGGGAGAUGUUUUAGCCAGAAGUCAAACCUAA